Papaver somniferum (opium poppy) is the source of this 1032-nucleotide messenger RNA. RefSeq names its product secoisolariciresinol dehydrogenase-like. The transcript has 2 exons. Lineage: Eukaryota; Viridiplantae; Streptophyta; Magnoliopsida; Ranunculales; Papaveraceae. The coding region runs from base 96 to 935 and encodes 279 amino acids. The record is from RefSeq and is a predicted model, not a curated record.
GAGCACGUUUCUUUCAGUGUACGGAUCUUAUCUUGUCUUUAGUACGAACUUUUUCCUUGGCCACAUAGCUCUACUCUAGUUAUCGCGUUCAAGAAAUGAGAAGUCCUAGUUCCUCACUGGUAUCUGCCAUCACCAAGAGGUUAGAAGGCAAAGUUGCAAUCGUAACAGGUGGUGCAAGAGGCAUCGGUGAGUGCACGGCCAAAUUGUUUGCUCGUUAUGGAGCCAAAGUUGUCAUUGCCGAUGUUCAAGAUGAUCUAGGCAAAUCUGUUUGUAAAGAUGUAACAGAUUCUACAGGUACCGUCUCUUAUGUUCACUGCGAUGUUUCAAAAGAACAGGACGUGAAGGAUCUCAUCGAUGGAACCAUGGAGAAGUAUGGAAAGCUUGAUAUAAUGUUCAAUAAUGCUGGCAUGGCAGGGGAUAUGGAUCAAUCAAUUUUGGACGGUAAAUAUGAAAAUUACAAGAGAGUUUAUGAUGUAAAUGCAAUUGGUUCGGUUUUGGGUGUUAAACUUGCUGCCAGGGUUAUGAUUCCAGCCAAGAAAGGAAGCAUAUUAUUCACUUCCAGCGUUGCUUCGGUAGUGGCUGGGUUGACCCCAACUGCCUAUGCUAUGUCAAAACAUGCAAUUGUGGGAUUAACAAAGAAUUUGUGUGUGGAAUUAGGACAAUAUAGAAUCAGGGUUAAUUGCAUUUCACCCCAUACAACUGUCACACCUAUGCUCACCAGCGGAUUUAAUCUGGAAGCAAGUAAGGCUCAUGACAUCAUUAAUAAGUCAGCCAUUUUGAAAGAACGUGUGCUUAUGCCCGAGGAUAUAGCAGAGGCAGCAGUUUACUUGGGCAGUGAUGAAUCCAAGUAUGUAAGUGGAUUGAAUCUUGUUGUUGAUGGAGGCUACAGCACAACCAAUCCUUCAUUUAUUACUGUAUUGGAAAACAGUAUCUGAUCUAUGCAGCACUUUAAAUGUAUUUAAUUGUCAAAAUUAUUGCACCUUAUAUAUAAUAGUUCUGAUAAAUAUCCAGAUUGAAUAUUGUUUUUCUUAA